Chaetomium globosum CBS 148.51 is the source of this 3489-nucleotide messenger RNA. RefSeq lists its product as uncharacterized. Bases 1 to 3489 code for a protein of 1162 amino acids. Gene Ontology annotation, molecular function: copper ion binding; ATP hydrolysis activity; ATP binding. Gene Ontology annotation, biological process: copper ion homeostasis; monoatomic cation transport. The transcript is spliced from 2 exons. Gene Ontology annotation, cellular component: membrane. The record is from RefSeq and is a predicted model, not a curated record. NCBI's taxonomy places the organism in Eukaryota, Fungi, Ascomycota, Sordariomycetes, Sordariales, Chaetomiaceae.
AUGGCGCGCCCCAAUAUUCAAGUGUCGCUCGCAGCGCCACCCGCGCACAUGGCGACCACUACACUUAAAGUCGAGGGGAUGACUUGUGGCGCAUGCACAUCCGCAGUUGAAGCUGGCUUCAAAGGUGUUGAUGGUGUUGGCAGUGUCUCAGUCAGCUUGGUAAUGGAGCGCGCGGUAGUGAUGCACGAUCCCCAACGGAUAUCCGCCGACCAAAUACAAGAGAUCAUCGAGGACCGUGGGUUUGACGCCGAAGUCUUGUCGACAGACUUGCCUUCACCGAUUGCCCCUCGCGCCUCGUUCGGGGGGUUCCCCACGGAUAACGGUCCCGUCCUGAUGAUCACGACGGUGUCGAUCAAAGGCAUGACCUGCGGUGCAUGCACCUCGGCGGUGGAAGGCGGGUUUAAGGACAAUUCUGGCGUUAAGAAUUUCAGCAUAUCGUUGCUCUCAGAGCGGGCUGUCAUCGAACACGACCCGGCACUUCUCACCGCCGAGGCCAUCUGCGAGACCAUCGAGGACCGGGGGUUCGACGCCGAGCUUAUCGAAAGCACUGUGAAAGCGGCGGAGGAAAAGGCGGCGUCGGAAGGUAUGAAGAGCGCGUCGACAGCCACCACAACUGUUGCGAUCGAAGGGAUGACAUGUGGAGCAUGCACCUCGGCCGUUGAGCAAGGGUUCAAGGAUGUGGACGGACUCCUACGUUUCAACAUAAGCUUGCUCGCGGAAAGGGCCGUCAUCACACACGACCCUGCGAAACUCCCGGCGGACAAGAUCGCCGAGAUUAUUGAGGAUCGGGGGUUUGAUGCCAAGAUUCUUUCGACGGUUUUCGAUUCGCAAGAUCAAACGAGUGGCACGUCGACGGCGCAGUUCAAGAUCUAUGGCAAUCUAGACGCGGCCGCGGCCAAGGCCCUCGAAGAGAAACUAACUGCACUUCCCGGCGUCAGCAGCGCAAGGCUGGCGCUCAGCACCUCUCGCCUUACCGUUACUCACCUACCCAACGUCACAGGCUUACGGUCCAUCGUUGAAAUUGUCGAGAACGCAGGCUACAACGCUCUGGUUGCGGACAACGAUGACAACAGCGCUCAGCUCGAGUCUCUGGCUAAGACUCGGGAAAUCCAUGAGUGGCGGCGGGCGUUUCAAAUAUCCGUCGCCUUUGCCGUCCCCGUUUUUGUCAUCAGCAUGGUUAUUCCCAUGUGUGUCCCAGCUCUGGAUUUUGGCUCGAUCGAAACUCUACCCGGCCUGUACCUUGGCGACAUUGUAUGUUUGGUCCUCACAAUACCCGUGCAGUUUGGCAUUGGGAAGCGCUUCUACGUCUCGGGUUGGAAGUCUCUCAAGCACGGUUCCCCAACGAUGGAUGUUUUGGUGGUCCUCGGCACCUCAUGCGCGUUCUUCUUCAGCGUCAUGGCCAUGCUCGUCUCCCUCUUUUUCCCGCCCCACACGAGGCCCAGCACCAUUUUCGACACGAGCACUAUGCUCAUCAGCUUUAUCACCCUUGGCCGCUUCCUGGAGAACCGCGCGAAGGGUCAGACGUCCAAGGCGCUCUCGCGCCUGAUGUCCCUUACCCCGUCAAUGGCGACUAUCUACGCUGACCCCAUCGCCGCCGAGAAGGCUGCCGAGGGGUGGAAUGACGAGGUUAAAUCCGAGGACCCGAAGCAGGCUCUUGAUGGCAAUGCGGCGGAGGAGAAGGUGAUCCCCACGGAGCUCAUCCAGGUGGGAGACCUCGUUAUCCUUCGACCCGGUGACAAAAUUCCCGCAGAUGGUGUCCUGGUUCGCGGUGAGACUUAUGUGGACGAGAGCAUGGUCACCGGUGAGGCCAUGCCGGUUCAGAAAACGAAGGGCAGCUUCUUGAUCGGCGGAACCGUCAACGGCCAUGGGAGGGUCGACUUCCGUGUCACCCGAGCGGGCCGCGACACACAGCUCAGCCAGAUCGUCAAGCUUGUGCAAGACGCCCAGACGAGCCGCGCCCCGAUCCAGCGAUUGGCCGAUGUUAUCGCCGGCUACUUCGUCCCCAUGAUUCUGUUGUUGGGUCUUAUGACCUUCCUCGUGUGGAUGGUUCUGAGCCACGUGCUGGCACACCCCCCCCAAAUCUUCCUAGAGGAUGCAAGCGGUGGCAAGAUCAUGGUCUGUGUCAAGCUCUGUAUUUCAGUCAUUGUUUUUGCAUGCCCCUGCGCGCUCGGCCUCGCGACCCCUACCGCCGUCAUGGUCGGCACCGGAAUAGGGGCGGAAAACGGUAUUCUCUUCAAGGGUGGUGCAGCGCUGGAAACCACGACCAAGAUCACCCAGGUCGUGCUUGACAAGACGGGCACUAUCACGUACGGCAAGAUGAGUGUGGCCAAGACCAACAUUGUCUCCCCCUGGAUCGACACCGACUGGCGGAAGCGACUGUGGUGGACCAUCGUUGGCCUCGCCGAGAUGGGCAGCGAGCAUCCCAUCGGCAAAGCCGUGCUACGCGAGGCAAAGACAGAGCUCGGCCUCGGACCGGAUGCAACGAUCGAAGGCAGCAUUGGCGACUUCGCGGCGGCUGUUGGUAAGGGCAUCAGCGCGUACGUCGAGCCGGCGACCGCCAACGACCGCUCCCGCUACAAGGUCUUGAUCGGCAACGUCCUCUUCCUCGAGCAGAACAACGUCACCGUCCCCCGCACCUCCAUCGAAGCCUCGGAGGAGGCCAACGCAUCCCGCUCGACCAAGUCCAGCGCCGGCACCACCAACAUCUUCAUCGCCAUCGACGGCGCCUUCGCAGGCCACCUCUGCCUCUCGGACACCAUCAAGGACGGCGCGGCCGCCGCCAUCGCCGUCCUCCACCGCAUGGGCGUCCGCACCGCCAUGGUCACCGGCGACCAGCGCGGCACCGCACUGGCAGUGGCCGCCGCGGUCGGCAUCCCCGCCGAGGACGUCCACGCGGGCGUAUCGCCGGACCAAAAACAAGCCAUCAUCCGCGACCUCCAAGACACGGGCGCGGUCGUCGCCAUGGUCGGCGACGGCAUCAACGACUCCCCCGCGCUCGCCACCGCCGACGUCGGCAUCGCCAUGAGCUCGGGCACGGACGUGGCCAUGGAAGCCGCCGACGUGGUGCUGAUGAAGCCCAACAACCUGCUCGACAUCCCCGUCGCGCUCAGCCUCGCCCGCACCAUCUUCCGCCGCAUCAAGAUGAACCUGCUGUGGGCCUGCCUGUACAACGCCGUCGGCCUGCCCUUCGCCAUGGGCCUGUUCCUGCCCCUCGGCUUCCACAUGCACCCCAUGAUGGCCGGCGCCGCCAUGGCGGCCAGCAGCGUGAGCGUGGUGACCAGCAGCCUGUUCCUGAAGCUGUGGAAGCGGCCGAGGUGGAUGGAGGAGGUCGAGGCGGAGAUGAAGGGCGGGGUGGUCAGGAAGAAGGGGAGGGGAUGGGGGCUGUUGGGAGGUGUGCGCGAGGCGGUGGGGGGUCUGUUUGGCGAGCGGAGGAAGAAGGGAGAGGGCUACGUCCCGCUUGCGACGCUCGAUGGCGACCAGGCGGUUUGA